Molecule: messenger RNA, 2552 nt
Organism: Contarinia nasturtii (swede midge)
Lineage: Eukaryota; Metazoa; Arthropoda; Insecta; Diptera; Cecidomyiidae
Gene: Drgx
Product: cone-rod homeobox protein
Exons: 9
Coding region: 180-1499 (439 amino acids)
Biological process (GO): regulation of transcription by RNA polymerase II
Molecular function (GO): DNA-binding transcription factor activity, RNA polymerase II-specific; RNA polymerase II transcription regulatory region sequence-specific DNA binding
Source: RefSeq, a predicted model, not a curated record
AUCAAGUAUUUAAACGGGGGACAAGGAAACGAAUUGAUUCACAUUCGUUCAGUGAGAGCAGUGUCAUUUUUAGUUUAUCUGGAAAACAGCGACGGGAGAUCGAUCCCGACGCGCAUAAAACAAGCCCAACCAUUUUCACCGACGGAAACAAGCUGAGCCCUGCAAACGCAGGUAGAGGAAUGUUUUGCUACCAUUGUCCACCAUCUAUACACCCUGCAGGGCCACAUCAGCCAAGACUACCAACGCUGGAGUAUCCAUUUGCAUCGACGCAUCCAUAUACAAGUUACUCAUAUCAUCCGGCCAUACACGAUGAAACGUUCGUACGACGAAAGCAAAGACGAAAUCGUACGACAUUCACGCUCCAACAACUCGAAGAGCUCGAAACGGCUUUUGCACAAACUCACUAUCCGGAUGUGUUCACCAGAGAGGAUUUGGCCAUGAAAAUAAAUCUUACCGAAGCCAGAGUGCAGGUAUGGUUCCAAAAUCGCAGAGCUAAGUGGCGCAAAGCCGAGCGGCUGAAGGAAGAGCAGCGCAAACGUGAUAGCGGUGACAAUACACCGAUUUUGAACGAUCGCAACGAACAGAGUCGUGAAUCUUCGCCGGAUAUAAUUGGUGAUAAUGAUGAUGAGCAUUUGAGCACAAGUGCACCGGCGCAAAGUCCUCGCACCGAUUCGGAUUUGGAGCGACCACAAUCGUCAUCGAUGCAAAUUCACAAUCAUCAAUCGAUGUCACAAUCGUGUUCCGGCAGUGUUGGUUCGCCGUCACCUGGUUUUCGAACUUCACAAAAUUCUGGCAACAGUCCGCCGAAUGCUGAUUCACCACCGAUCGAAGUUGGUGGUCCCAUUUCAUUGGCAACAUCACCGAUAUCGAUGACAUUGGGUUCACGUUCGAACAGUAUUUUAUCAAAUACAAAUGGUGUCGCUGCCAAUAGCAUUUUCAACAGUUUUGCUGACACAACAAACGGUUUUCGCCCAUUGCUAGAUAAUAAUGCGCCACGUGCAACGCCUCCAUUAUUUCUACCGACACAUUUGGCAUCACUUGGUUCCCAGUUUCAUCCACCAUUGUUUUCACACUUGAAAGGAUUUCCCGGUUUGUGUUCGUGUUGCCCGACAAUCACAUCAUCGACAACAUCGUUGAGUGCAAAUCGUUCGUCGGCACUCACAAAUGUGUGCGCUUCGUCCGCAUCAUCCGCCAACGAUCCACGUACAACAUCUGUGGCUGAAUUGCGUCGCAAAGCCCAAGAGCAUUCAGCGGCACUUUUACAAUCAUUACAAGCAGCUGCUGCGGCUGGUUUUUCAUUUCCAGCAUUUUUGCCACCGCUAAACUUUAGCAAUACACGAAAAUCAAUGCUAAAUCCAACCGGUCUUGUCACCAGCACCGGCAUAACCACAAACAACAAUGACAUUUUGACCAAUUCAAAUAAUACACACACAACAACGAUUAAUGGUGAUUCGGCUCAACAUACAACUUCGGGUAAUGCCACCGAUAAGAGUGAAUAAAAUGGAAUGAAUGCACGAAGAAACACAGACGAAUAUAUACGAAAUUGUACAAAACUCAAGUCUUAAAAUUGUAUCAAUUCUAAUUGAGAUAGAAUCAAAAUAAAAAAAAUAUAUAGAAUUAAGCGCAGAAAAUUGCUCUAUUUUCAAAUGGAAUGCAGUGGAAUGACUUUAACUAACAUAGACAUUUUAAAAAUUUGAAUGAAAUUUCUACUCGAAACAAAAAAACAACCAUUUUCUGAAUAAUUAUGCACCACAUUUAAAUAUAUAUGUAAAACGGUUUUGAAAAGGACAAAAAGUGCAGUAAAAUUACUCAUAAUGCUCUAAGUUAAUUGUACAAUAUAUCUUAUAUAUAACCAUGUUUAAAACAACAAAUACAAAGAAUAAAAUACGAUCACAUUAACAUGUAGAUGUAUAUAAAUUGAAUCUGAAGAUGUAAUCAAAUAAAAGUUUAAACGAACCAAUAAUCGCGUAGAAUAUCAUCAUAAGUGUAAGCAUUAGUGUGUUUGUGUGUGUGUGUGUUUGUAAAAUGUAGCACUAAUUCAAAUAAGUUCAAUUUAAAUGAAAUAAUCAUUUUUAGCGUAAGUUGAUUCUGCCGGGCACUUCUGCUUGAACUUUAAUUUUCCACCUGACAAAGAAUAGAUAUCUAUUUUCAGAGUAAGAUCAAUAUCUCAUUUCUUCAAGAAAAUAAAAACACAAUUCAGUUUAAGAUUAACCAAAAAAAAAUGUAUCUGCUUUUUAUUCGGACAGCAUUUGUUUUUAGUGGUAAUAUUUCAAUAGCAAUUACAAUAGGUUUACAAACUAAAGAUAUUCAAUCAUAUUCUCUAAACAAAUGAAAUCAGAAAUUAUAAUCGCUACACAUAAAUUAAUGCCAAUGUUUGUUUCGACUUUUUGUUGAGAAGAAAUUUUGCAAUCGUGCGCUUGAAUCACGAUUAAUACUUGUGCCAAUUUCACUUUGGAUGUACGAUACAUUAAAUGAUAUUAUAUAAUGAAAUCAUAUUGUAAUGAAUCUAUAUUAACUAAGAUUAUAUCUCGUAAUAACAUAGAAUCAAAUCA